Molecule: messenger RNA, 1101 nt
Organism: Adineta ricciae
Lineage: Eukaryota; Metazoa; Rotifera; Eurotatoria; Adinetida; Adinetidae
Source: the annotation of a GenBank genome assembly
AUGUGCCGACGAACACGACUGACCACGAAACUGAAACGGUUGCUGAUAUCGAGAUAUGGCUUUGUGCUAUUGACUGCUUGUCUAGUUAUUUGUAUGAAUGAAAUUGUAUGCUACGAAUGGAUGGUAAUGACAUGGCCAAAUAUUGACUCCUUAGCGAACAAAUCAACUGUGCGAAAGUUUUUGCUGGUUGCUGAUCCACAAUUGAUUGGUGAGAAAGACGAAGGCUUCUUUGGAUUGAUCACAAGAAAUGAUGCUGAUAGAUAUUUAGCGAACACAUUCUCUCGCGCAAAUAAUUAUGUGAAACCUGAUGGAAUUCUUUUCCUUGGUGAUAUAUUCGAUGAAGGUUUAUCUGCAUCUGACGAUGAAUUCAAUCGAUAUUUUAACCGUUUCGAUACCAUUUUUCAAUACAAAAGUCGUGGUAACAAGUCGAUCGUCAUUCCGGGAGAUAACGAUGUUGGAGGAGAAUACUACGGUGAUAAAAAUCCGUAUCAACGGCAACGUUUUAGCAGUUAUUUUGGUCGGAUGAUUCAAUUGUAUCGACAGAAGGAUAUCGAAAUUCUCAGAUUAGAUAUCGAUUUGCGCGAUGAUUAUCUCAAAACAAAACAAAGUCGUGUUCUUGAAGAAACACAAAGUCGGCCUAUGACAUCUGCAUUUCGUAUUGUACUUAAUCAUUGGCCAAUGCUGACCCGUAGUGCUACUUUCACAAAAUCAUUUUUACAUGAUCUGAACCCAAAUUUGAUUCUCAAAGGUGAUAGUCAUCACUUUACAAUACAUUUACAUGAUCGAAACCGGUCCGUCACGGAGAUGUUGGCUAGAGAGUUUCUUCCUCAACCAGUUCUUCCAAUUGAUGUCGCUCAAACUCGUUAUGUUCAUGAAAUAAGUAUUCCAACAUGUUCGUAUCGAAUGGGUGUGAGUCGAAUUGGAUACGGUGUUCUUCUACUCGACACGGCGACGAAAAGUGCUCAUCUGACGAUUCUUUCAACUCCAAGGAGAUAUGGAUAUUUAUAUGUUUAUGCCACAUAUGGAAUUUGUUUUGUAAUUGGUUUCAUUUUUAUGUUACUAUGUCCUGGACGAUCAAUAGUAACAUAUCCAAGAUCUUAA